AUGAGAUUAUAUUUCGUUAUAAAUUAUUUGAUGAGUAAUAUUCAUGUUCGAACAAAUCAUUUAGAUUGUUUUAACACCUUGUUUCAAUUAACUCUAACAAUAGAUAAUUUACAAUCCUUACAAAUGAAAAGCAAAAUUUAUGCUGAAGAAAUUUAUAAUCAAGCUGAUUACAUCGUUGAAGGAACAGCGUUUACACCACUGUUCUCUUCAUCCACAAAAUUCAAAUCUUUUCAAACGGUGGAUGAUAUUUCCGGAAUGGAUAUAAGACCUCAUUUGCAAAAUUCAUCCUUAAAAUUAUGGAAAUUUGAAACAAUCAAUUUUAUUCUUCAAUAUUGUCCGAAUUUAAAAAGUUUGGAUCGAAUUGUAACUGGAAUUUAUCUAAGGAAAGCUAAUAGAGCAUCGGCAGAAUCAUCUGAUAUUCCCCUCCAACGGUUUUCCUUAUCAAUGAAUGACACUCCACUUCAACAGAAAUUGCUGCAAUUAAUGCAACGAUUAAAGCACUUUGAUUUCUAUAUUUCGUGUCAAUUGAGAUCAUGGAAGAAUCUUUUCCAUUUUUUACCAAGUUUUACGAAUUCAUUUGCGUUCGAUCACAAUUGA
This is a messenger RNA of Adineta ricciae, 597 nucleotides long. The record is from the annotation of a GenBank genome assembly. Lineage: Eukaryota; Metazoa; Rotifera; Eurotatoria; Adinetida; Adinetidae.